This is a messenger RNA of Thamnophis elegans (Western terrestrial garter snake), 1437 nucleotides long. RefSeq names its product ephrin A1 (gene EFNA1). NCBI's taxonomy places the organism in Eukaryota, Metazoa, Chordata, Lepidosauria, Squamata, Natricidae. Gene Ontology annotation, cellular component: plasma membrane. Gene Ontology annotation, biological process: axon guidance; ephrin receptor signaling pathway. Gene Ontology annotation, molecular function: ephrin receptor binding. The transcript has 5 exons. The record is from RefSeq and is a predicted model, not a curated record. Bases 93 to 722 code for a protein of 209 amino acids.
AGGAAGGAAGGAAGGAAGGAAGGAAGGAAGGAAGGAAGGAAGGAAGGAAGGAAGGAAGGAAGGAAGGAAAGGAGGGUCGAGACUUCGGGCCGAUGGGUCUCCCACCGUGGAUCCCCCUCCUCGCUCUCUCCUGCGCCCUGCGCCUGGCAUCCGGACAGAGACACACGGUUUUCUGGAAUAGCACCAACCCCAAGUUUCAGAAGGAGGAUUACACCGUCGAGGUGCGCCUGAACGAGUACUUGGACAUCAUCUGCCCCCACUAUGAGGGUAACAGCGUUCCCGGCCACUCGAUGGAGCGCUACACCUUGUACCUGGUGGAGCGGGAGGAGUACAACACCUGCAAACCACGUUCGAAGGAUCAGGUCCGUUGGCAGUGUAAUCGUCCAGAUGCCCUGCACGGCCCCGAGCGGCUCUCCGAGAAAUUCCAGCGUUUCACGCCGUUCACCCUCGGCAAAGAAUUUCGGGAGGGCCACGAAUAUUAUUAUAUCUCCAAACUGAUUCACCGGCACCAAGACUCCUGUCUUAAACUCAGAGUGAAGGUGGUUGGGAAAAAAACUCUGAUACCACCUGGCCACAUCCCGACGCAAAAGGGGUCUCUUCAAUCAGACGAUCCAGACGCCCCGAUGUUGCGCAGUGUGGGGUACAAUUCCGCCCCGCGGCUCGGCAGCCCGCUGCCCUUCGUCGGCCUUUUGCUGUGGGUCUUCCUCUCUCGGGGCCCCUGAAGGGAAUCUCGGGCCCUCCCAAUGAACCCCCCGGAUUGAGCCAGGCAGGGUGGAUCCUGACCAGGUCCACGCGGCGAGCGAGCGAGACGGCAACGUGGGAUCUUCAGGGUUACCAACCCUGAAACUGUCGGUAGCGUGAGGCGCGAAGAAGCGCAGCGCACGCCGCAGGUGUGGUAAGGACAGUGUGCAAAUCCUCUCUUGUUCUUGAGAGCGAUCUCGUUGGACUCCCAGUGCGAGAAAGCAACGCGGCGAGCAGACGACGUGUCCUCCGCAGGUCGGAGACUUAUCCUCCGUGAGUCCGAGACGCCGCGGAUCCUUCGGAAGUUUGAUGGACAUUGUUGGACUUUUCGAGCAAAUGUCGUUGGACUUUUCGAGAAAAUGUCGUCAGACUUUUCGAGCAAACAUCGUCGGACUUUUCGAGCAAGAUACGAAAAUAUGGGCUGCUUCCUAAACCACCCACUCCCCUCCUGGACGUACGAGACCAUGUGAAUAGUUUAUCGGACUUAAAACAGGCAGGACCUGAAUUUGGGGAAGACACACACAUACGCACCCCGCGCCACUCUGGUGACUCAGGAUUUUUGUCCUCGCGAGCCGGACAGGAAAGCUGUGUCCAAAGGAUAUCGCUUCCAGAACUCAGAUCGAUACUAUUUAUUAGAAGGAAUAAAACUGGGUGACAACCCCAGCAAAGAUUGUAAUUCACAACGAGACAAUUUUA